AUGGUGGUAGCUGUCGCAGAUCUCGCCACGCUUGGCGCGCACGGACACAGAUCUGUCACCAUUGUUGCCACCGAUUGCUGUGCAUCUCUCUCUCUUCGCAACAUCUCUCCUUCUGCUCAUCACAGUCGCCCUGUCAAGGUCUGCAUUGACGCCGCAUCAUUCCCUCACAUCUUCGAGUCGAUUCUCGACUUGGUCUACGAGGCUGGAGAUGCCUCCACUUUGCGCGCGUUGCGCCUGACGUCCUCGUCCGUGAAGGAGCAAGUUGACCGUCGGAUCUGCCAUCACCUGAUCGUGCGGCCGGGUAGAGUGUACACGAAGCAUGUCGGAUUGCGCAAUCGUGAAUGGAACGCAAUCAAGCUUCUGGACGUGUUCGACCCGUUCACCCCAGCGGACGUGAGCUUUUCAUCGCCAUCAACUGUCCGCUUCUUCGCUCGCCACUCCAGCGCCGACCAGCCCUGGGUUCCCGAUGCCGAUACGGUAAUCCACGUCGUGGACGUCUCGGGCAUGCGACCCACAGCCUUGGAGCUGAGCUGCAUCUGUGCCGUCAGUCCUCGGUUCAAGCGCACAAUCGUCAGCGUUCGGUACGGGGCUCGCCUGAUUUGCAGCGUGUACUACCCCUACAAACCGGUGGAGUUCAGUGACGAUCCCGACAUGGAGGUCGUGCUAAUGCUCCAUCCCGGGCCGACUCGGCGCAAUGUCUGGCCUACGACAGCUAAACCGAAUCAGCCCCUGCACAUUGUCAUUGAACAGACACUAGGACUGCUGAGACGGAGCGAGAACCUUCGUGUCACAGUCGUUGGGAGCGAGAACUGGGACGUGAAUUGGUUCGACGGCACAAACACCCGCUGGCCGAUGCCGGAGUCUACGGCGUCCUUGACCGUCUCUGACCUAUGGGACAUCUGUGCCGGAUGGUAUGAGUCCGAUACAUCGCGACUCGCUUUCGUCACAUUAGCAGAGUUUCGAGACCGUGAACCUAAGACGCUCCGACUCUGCACCGAGCUCACGCCGACAUUCGCCUCUGUCAACAUGACCAUCGACUUCGCGUUCUACCCGCACAUCCUCGACCUCAUCCUCGACGCUCUCUACGCCGACCGCGAUGUAUCGACACUCCGGACACUGGGACUGGCGUCAUCAGCUCUGCACGCGGUAGUGCAGCGCAAGUUACUGCAACACGUGGUGGUUCGGCGCGUUCUCGAUACCGGGUCGGAUGACGACACCGAACGCAGCUUCGUCUGGGAUGCGCGACCGACCAAAGCUCGCGUGCUCGACGUGCACGACGAAGUUUUCAGAACCGAGUCGUUCGAUGAGCCACCCAUCCUCGGUUCCUUCAGCCUCGCCAGCGAGCCGAACACGGUGCGCUUCUUCUCACGAAUGCACCAUCGAUUCAAGCUGCCGGGGACUGGAGUCCAGACAGCAAUCUUCAACGUCGACAUCCCCGACUCAGCUUUCGCGACAGUGUACCCCGAAGACGACCUCGUGGUCGCGUGUCCGCUGCCUGAGAUCCCUGUCAACAUCCUCCACCUCCGCUACGACCAGCGCGGCAUGGGCGACUUCGGCUUCGCGUUCGAAGCCCUUCCAGCAUCCUCAUUCCCGGACGGCGUCCGGCCAGACGAACCCAAACCCGAUCACAGGGAACACGAGGUCUGCGUUCUGGCAAAGAUGUAUGACUACGGCCCGCGCCCCAAGAGCCCAUGGCGGAGCACGCUCCUGAACCAGCUUGCGACUAGCUCGCUCGCCUAUCUGCACGCCUUUCCACGAGCAACACUCACGCUCGUCGGCAUGGACGCUUGGGAUACGUGGUGCGGAUCCCCAUUCCCAGAUGAGGAGUGGGAGCCGACGCCCCCCCGGUACUUUGCCAAUAAGGCCGAGAAGGUCCGGUACUUCUGGGAUUGGAUGUUCGAGAUUGAGUUCGGGCGCAGAUACGCCGAUAUCGAGGACAUCAAGGCGCGCGUGCGGUUCGAGACCGAGGUGGACUUUCGGGAGCGCAUCGGGUCAGAGCUGGCUACGCUCGUCUUCGAGCCCCCGAAGGUAUAG
This is a messenger RNA of Trichosporon asahii var. asahii CBS 2479, 2034 nucleotides long. RefSeq lists its product as uncharacterized. The record is from RefSeq and is a predicted model, not a curated record. The transcript has 3 exons. Lineage: Eukaryota; Fungi; Basidiomycota; Tremellomycetes; Trichosporonales; Trichosporonaceae. Bases 1 to 2034 code for a protein of 677 amino acids.